Molecule: messenger RNA, 4546 nt
Organism: Planococcus citri (citrus mealybug)
Lineage: Eukaryota; Metazoa; Arthropoda; Insecta; Hemiptera; Pseudococcidae
Gene: scny
Product: scrawny
Exons: 14
Coding region: 348-3248 (966 amino acids)
Biological process (GO): protein deubiquitination; regulation of apoptotic process
Cellular component (GO): nucleus; cytosol
Molecular function (GO): cysteine-type deubiquitinase activity
Source: RefSeq, a predicted model, not a curated record
UAUGGUACUCCAUAAUCGCCCCGUGCUCGUGUUUAUCAUGUCAGUUUUGCACCGGUGCGACUAGUUUUAUUAAAUGUUGACUAUAAAUUAGAAUAAUUAUCGCUUUUAAUUGAAUUUUCGAAUAUGUCAAGUUCAAUUUUUACGGUGUAAUGGUCUUAGAAAUUGUAUGAAAGCUGCAGUUGAUAUCGGCGAGUCGUGUAGCUGCGUGUGCAAUUCAGUGCUUUUUACUCGCCAACUAUCGCGGGAAGAACCUCAAGGACUGGAGUGUUUGUAUUUUCAAACAAAUCCCGGCGCUCGAUUUUCAUUGAAAAAUUUUCGUACAAUGUUUAUUUCAUCGUAUAUAUGCAAUGAAUUCCACAAGUGGCGAUUUAAUAAGUUUAGCGCUGAAGAGAUCAUUCUUACCCAAGUAUAAGAAGCUGCAUAAGAAUUCGCUCGAUGAACAUAUCGUAGCAAACGCCCGCCGGAUACUAUCUACCAAGAUAGAUUACGUCCUUACUACCAAAUAUUCGACGGCUAGUUUCUUAGAUUCUUUGAAAAAGAAGUACAUAGUUCUAAAACCGUCGAAAUUGAAUAAGAAAAAGAAGAAGAAAUCGAAGAACCGUUCAGACGAUACUGAUAAUUCAAAAGCCCAAAUGAAGGACACCGAACAGUCAGGGCAAAAUUUAUCUUUACCAACUCCUAAAACCGUAUUAUUCUCUCCGGAUGCUGUACAGCUCGGAUGGAAAAACAACUCGUAUCCGGUUGGAAGUGGUUUCGUCAAUUCUGGUACUACUUGUUACAUCAAUUCAACGUUGCAGGCCUUGUUUCAUGUGCCGUCGUUUGUCAAUUGGUUACUAGAUGACAAAAAGCAUCAUAUGAUGUGCGAAAAAAUGAAUGGUGUUCUUCACACCGAAUGUAUUGUUUGUGCUAUGUCAAAAACGCUUCAUACGUCUCAUCGCCUCAAUGGAAGUAGUCUACGACCGCGAUUGAUCGUAGAAAAAGUUAAAACUAUUUGUAAACAUUUAUCCCCCUUCCGUCAAGAAGAUGCUCAUGAAUUUCUUCGUUAUUUAAUGGAAGCAAUGGAAAAAUCCUAUAUAGCUACUUUGGGUAUACAAGCUAAAAAAUUAGACAGUUAUUCGAAAGAAACUACCCCUUUAAAUCAGAUUUUCGGAGGUUAUAUUCGUACUGAAGUUACCUGUUUGGAAUGUAGUCAAGUAUCGACGACUUUUCAACAUUUUCAAGACCUGAUUUUGGAUAUUAGGCAAGCCAGCACGUCGACUGUGUACGAUGGUUUAGAAAAUUAUUUUAGUAAAGAACGUCUGGACGGAGACGAAUCAUACCACUGCGAACAUUGUAAAAAGAAAGUAUCAGCGUAUAAAAAAUUCUCCAUAGAAAAAGCACCGAAUGCUUUGUGCAUACAGCUCAAAAGAUUCAAUAUUAAUAGUUUUUACGGUGGCAGUAAAAUAUCUAAAUUGAUAAGUAUUCCUCAAAAUAUUGAUUUAAGUAAAUUUAAGCACAAGAAAGGAUCGCCGAGUGGGACUCCUUUGAAAUAUAGAUUGGUCUCGAUGGUAUUUCAUCACGGUCCUUCUGCGAAUAGUGGGCAUUACACGGCUCUAGGAUGUACCUCAGCUGGACCGUAUUAUUAUUUCAACGAUGAACAAGUGUAUCCGACGCAUCUAGGCCAAUAUACGAAUAAUCCAAACGCGUAUAUUAUGUUUUACGAAUUGGAAAAACCUAUUGUAUUUUCGGAGAAUUCAUCUUCGUCGUCAUCCAUUAAAUCGUCUUCGAGCAGUAGCACAAUUUCGUUACCGAAUGGCUACAUGAAUGGUACUAUGCAAAGGAGUAACGGGUUUUUUACAAAGCGCGAGACUUCUUUUUCUACAUCUUCAAUUCAUUCAAAGCAGCCAUCUUUGGAGCCGAUGAAAUGUGAAAAAUAUAUACCAUUGAAACCAGCCAACGUUACAACGCCCAAUGCUUCAUCAAAAAAUCCCAAGCUGGUCCCAUAUAUGUCUUCAGAAAGUGAAAGCAGUGAUUCAGAGAACGAUACAGGAAAACCGGGAACUAAUAAAAAUAACAACUCUUCGUCAGACGAUCGAGUUGAAAAUGGUCUAAAGCAUAGUAAAACAUUAUCGCCGUUGGCCAAACGAAACAGUACGUUGACCAGUUUACUCAAUAGUUCGUCGUCGAAGGAUGACAAUCCAUCGUACCGAGCCGCAUCGUCUUCGCCAACGAAAGGAUUUUCGCAGUUGGAUACCUCGACCGAUAAUAACGAAAAUGAUGUUGACAAUGACACCAAUAGUAAAUACGGAUUACUCGAAAAACCUGAGAAACGUAACGCCAUAACGUUCAGUUUCAAAAAGAAGGACAAAAUCGAAGGAAGAGAGAACGGUGACUCAAACGAUCGCAUGAAACCGAAGUAUAAACAAAUCGGCGUUGCUACUCCUUAUUACGCGAAUGAUUCGCAGAAAAGCAACGGCGAUGGAGACCGAGACGAUGGCCAAGAGAGAAUUACCAGUGAUGCGAAUACUAAUGGGCUGACUAACGGAGUAAAUAAAACUAACGGUAUGUUUAAUGGCAAUCGAAAGGUCCACGCUAACGGAUGGAUUGUCACCGAUCGUGAUAAUGAAAACGAAUUUGUUGACGAUGAAAAUAUGAACGGCGAGAAAACGCAGAAUCACGGGUCAACUAAAAGCAAUUGGGUGGUUACUGAAAAAUCAAAUCAGAAGAAUUCAUCUCCACUCAAAGAACACAAACAAGAUGUUCAGGAAAAUGGUAGGAAAUUUUAUAACGACAAGGAAGAUGCGAAGAAUGAUAAUUACUCGCAACAAAACUGUUCUCAAAACGGCUCUACGAAUCCAUCGUAUUCGUCGUACAAUGGAUAUGGUGGUAAAGUUCUCUCGUGGAAUGGAGAUAAUAGUUAUAUAAAUCGAGAAGCUGAUAAAGAAAGAAAAGAAUCGUCGAAACGCGCUUACAGUCAAUCAUAUGAUGAUGAAAUGGACAGAGGAAAAAUAAAGAAACCGAAAUACCAAAACAGAAAUGAAAACUGCGACGCGGGUCCACGUAAAAAUCCUUUCCAGCAGUAUAGUAAUUUUAAUAAUAAUAAUCAUAAUAAUUAUCAUCAUCACCAUCAUCAUCAUCGAACGAAAAAACCGUCGUGGAUGCAGAAUGGGUUCAAUCAUCAACAUAGAAAUAAUCGAGGAUACCAACCAAACCACUAUAGACAGAAUUACAAUAACCGGCCGUACAAUAAUAAUUGGGGUAAACGUUAGGAAGCGUAAUUCGACGUUUAAAUUGCGUCAAUGAAAUUUGUAUACCCAAGUAGUUGAUUUAUUGACGGAAUUCAAUGUACGGGGGUGAAGAGAAUAGAACGAGAAUGAAUGAAAUUGAGGCGAUUUUUUGUAAAUAACGAAAAACCUGCUAUUAAGACUUACCUAUGUAUUUAUAAUAAUGAUUUCGACUGCAAAUCGUUGGCGAUAAGAUUUUUUUCCCCUUUUUUACUUUCGCUAUCGAUAUUUUUGAAUAAUUUCUUUCGUAAUGAAAUCGGUUACGUUUGUGUGUGCCUGUUUAUUAUCGCAAUUAACUUGUGGUAUACUACGUAUCACGUGUGUAUGAUAUUUCUGAAAAAAAUAUUUUUAUUAAUUUAUUCUAAUUUUCGAGCGUUUAAAAGCGAAGUGAAAUUUUGAGUAUCUUUGUAUUUUCUAUUCAUCUAGUCUGCGCUUGUUGUAAGUUUCCGAAAGAUACAUAUUUUACGAAUGUUACACGUUUUCGGUUUGUGUCUUCACGAGCGACGAAAUUUUGCAAUUCUUGAAAAAAUUUUCAUUAUUUUUGUUAUGUUUGAAAAAAGAAAAAUGAAAGGGUAGAUGGCGAAAUUAUGUAAAAAUUGUAAUUAUUGUUGCUUAGUACUUAACGUGGCAUGUUGUGAUAAUGCAAUUUUUAUUUACCCUGAAUCAUUUUUACGGUUUUUCUUUCGUUAUAUUUUUACGAAAUUUUAAACAAAAAAAAUAACCUUUUAGAGUAGCUCGUUUUACACCGGCAGCGUUUGAGCGUUUGUAAAGUAGGGAUUACUAUUUUUUUCGUCUUUUUUCCCUCGUGCGGAUGAGUGUGUUGAACUUUUGUGAUGUAACCUUUUAUAUUUCUCGAGCUGAUUCGUGUUUUUAUUUUUAUAUUUUAUACUGAUACCUAAUAUAUUUAUUGCUCCAGUCGUUGGAAUGAUGAAUUGUGACGGGAAAAAAACUAAAGAAAAGAUGAGUAAUGUGAGCUAACCUGAGGUUUUCCAAGUUAUCAAACUUCUUUUUGGUAUCGUCUAGCUGUCUACGAGACAAAUGUAAUAUACUUUUCAUGACUAUGAGUUGAAAUUUCUAUGAUUUUUUUUCUAAAGUAGAAAUUAUAUCGGUGUAAAUAAUUAUUUUUAUUUGAAAUUCAUUGUUAAUUGUAUAUUGCUGUUGUAAGAUUUUGUUAUAAUAAAAGUCAAUUUUUUAUGUAGAUAAAUGUACGAAUUACUCUUUGUAAGUCAUGUUAUCUGUUAAAUGUCUCAGGAUCACUACAAAUAAAAUUAUCUCUGAGCAGU